AUGAAAAAAGUGAGUGAACUCAGCACUCUGUGCGAUGUCAAAGCCUGUGCAAUCAUUUACAGCCCCUAUGACUCAAAACUAGAGGUUUGGCCUUCCCCUCUCGGAGCCCAACACGUGCUUGCUGACUUUAAGAGGAUGCCCGAGAUGGACCAAAGCAAGAAGAUGAUGAAUCAAGAGAGCAUCUUACGCCAAAGGAUCACCAAGUUACCUCAGCCUCAAGAGGCGACAGUCGUAAGAGUGAUGGAGGGUCAUAGGGAGACAUUCACUAAGAUCAAGGAGGAUCAUCCUGUGGAGAAGUUGCAACAACUACAGACUUGGUUAGUUGAUGGGAUGAACCUGCAAGCACAACAGCAACCUAAGUGA
Carica papaya (papaya) is the source of this 363-nucleotide messenger RNA. The record is from RefSeq and is a predicted model, not a curated record. NCBI's taxonomy places the organism in Eukaryota, Viridiplantae, Streptophyta, Magnoliopsida, Brassicales, Caricaceae.